Messenger RNA from Triticum turgidum subsp. durum (durum wheat), 1017 nucleotides. The record is from the annotation of a GenBank genome assembly. NCBI's taxonomy places the organism in Eukaryota, Viridiplantae, Streptophyta, Magnoliopsida, Poales, Poaceae.
AUGCUCGUGGGCGGGGCGCUCUUCUUCGCCGGCGGCGCCAUCACCGGCGCGGCUAUGAACAUCGCCAUGCUCAUCAUUGGGCGCAUGCUGCUCGGCUUCGGCGUCGGCUUCACCAACCAGAUGGCCCCGACGCAGUGGCGCGGCUCCCUUACCGCCGGCUUCCAGAUCUUCCUCGCCCUCGGCGUCCUCAUCGCCAACCUCACAAACUACGCCACCGCGCGCAUCUCCUGGGGCUGGCGCCUCUCCCUGGGCCUCGCCGGCGCGCCGGCUGUGAUCAUCUUCCUGGGCGCCCUCUUCCUCACGGACACCCCCAGCAGCCUCGUCAUGCGCGGCAAGGCCGACGAGGCCCGCGCCGCGCUCGUCCGGGUGCGCGGGGCGGGCGCCGACGUGGACGCGGAGUUCCAGGACAUCGUGCGCGCCGUGGAGGUCGCGCGCGAGAGCGAGGAAGGCGCGUUCCACCGGAUGGCGACGAGGCGCGAGUACCGCCCUCACCUGGUGCUCGCCGUGGCCGUGCCCAUGUUCUUCCAGCUCACCGGCGUCAUCGUGCUCUCCUUCUUCGCGCCGCUGGUGUUCCGCACCGCCGGGUUCGGCAGCAACGCCGCGCUGAUGGGCGCCGUCAUUCUCGGCGGCGUGAACCUGGGGGCGCUCAUGCUCUCCACCCUCGUCAUCGACCGGUACGGCCGCAGGGUGAUGUUCAUGGUCGGCGGCAUCCAGAUGAUCGUUGCCCAGAUAUUCCCGGUGGACAUCCGGUCGGCGGGGCAGGCCAUGAACGUGUCCAUCGGCCUCGGCCUGACGUUCGUGCAGACGCAGUCGUUCCUCCCCAUGCUCUGCAGCUUCAAGUAUGCCACGUUCGCCUACUACGCCGGCUGGGUCGCCGUCAUGACCGUCUUCAUCGCGCUGUUCCUGCCGGAGACCAAGGGCGUGCCGCUCGAGUCCAUGGGCACCGUCUGGGUCAAGCACUGGUACUGGAAGCGCUUCGUGCAGCCGCAAGCAAAAAUCGCGGACUCACUCACCUAG